Messenger RNA from Agelaius phoeniceus (red-winged blackbird), 836 nucleotides. RefSeq names its product transmembrane protein 37 (gene TMEM37). Gene Ontology annotation, cellular component: membrane. The record is from RefSeq and is a predicted model, not a curated record. Gene Ontology annotation, molecular function: voltage-gated monoatomic ion channel activity; calcium channel activity. Lineage: Eukaryota; Metazoa; Chordata; Aves; Passeriformes; Icteridae.
AUGACGGCCAUCGGGGCGCAGGUGCAGCAGCUGCUGGCACACCGGAGACCACAGAAAUCCUUCUUUGAGACGCUCAUCAGGAGCCUGAUCAUCCUGUGCGCGGCCAUAGCCGUGGUCUUGUCGUCCAUCUCCAUCUGCGAUGGCCGCUGGCUCUUUGCGAGGGGGCAGCUCUUCGGACUGUGGCACUUCUGCACCCUUGGCAACAACAGUGUCCUGAAGUGUGUCACAGACCUCAGGCUGGCCCAGGUGGAGGGGCUCAGCGUGGGGGUGAUUCCCAUCAGGAGCAUGGUGUCCUUUGCUGUUGUGGUUGCCAUAUUUGGGUUGGAGCUGCUGAUGGUGUCCCAAGUCUGUGAUGAUGCCAAUGCAAGGCGGAAAUGGGCAAUGGGUUCCGUUCUCAUCCUCGUCUCCUUUUUGCUGUCAGCCACCGGUGUUCUGAGCUUCUCCAUCCUGGUGAAGGAUCACCUCACCUUCACAGGCUUCACGCUGACAUACUGGUGUGAGUUCAUUGCUGCCUUCCUCUUCUUCCUUAACGGAAUCAGCGGACUUCACAUCAACAGCCUCACACACCUCAGGAAUGGAGUAGGCAAAAUCUAGGUACAAAGGAUGUACCUCUGCCUUUGUGUAAUCAGCUUUGCCAAUUAGACUGGAAGAAAGAGAGUCUAAUGAAGUUUGAAACGGAUGCCCUGUCUUAAUUUGUGUGCAAGGAGGGGAAGUGUGAGUCAGUCUUGAUGCCUGUAGAAGAUGUACCCACCCUCUGGUCAGCGUGGAGAGCUGAGCAGCACCAGCCAAGCAGAGACUGGGACUGGCUGCUCCUGCAGUAUGGUUUUCUGGAGAAG